AUGGCGGCUUCAUCUGUUCUGGGCGCCGUCCUGGCUCGGAUUCUCUUCUAUCCGACACUUCUGUACACCCUGGUGCUCGAUAAGGUGUCAAGAGCCGGGCACCGCGACUGGUACCACCGCAUCGACUCUACGGUGCUGUUGGGCGCGCUGCCGCUGCGCAGUCUCACGCUCCGGCUAGUAGAGAAGGAGAAUGUCCGAGCAGUGAUCACCAUGAAUGAAGAAUAUGAGACGAGGUUCCUGUGUAACACUUUUGAGGAAUGGAAAGCAGUUGGAGUAGAACAACUGCGUCUCAGCACAGUGGAUAUGACUGGAGUCCCAACUCUGGAAAACCUAAAGAAAGGUGUCCAGUUCACACUCAAGUACAUGGCCCUGGGGAAAUGUGUCUAUGUUCACUGCAAGGCUGGGCGCUCCAGAAGCGCCACCAUGGUGGCGGCCUAUUUGAUACAGGUGUAUAACUGGACUCCGGAGGAGGCGGUGAAAGCCAUUGCUGACAUCCGUUCUCACAUCCAAAUCCGACCUCGGCAGGUAAAGGUUCUCAAGGAAUUCCACAGGCAGGUCAUGGCUGAAGCAGAAAAAAACAAGAUUUCCCAAAAAGAACCAGCUGACGAAUGA
Antechinus flavipes (yellow-footed antechinus) is the source of this 612-nucleotide messenger RNA. Its product is annotated as phosphatidylglycerophosphatase and protein-tyrosine phosphatase 1-like. The record is from RefSeq and is a predicted model, not a curated record. Gene Ontology annotation, biological process: protein dephosphorylation. The coding region runs from base 1 to 612 and encodes 203 amino acids. The transcript has a single exon. NCBI's taxonomy places the organism in Eukaryota, Metazoa, Chordata, Mammalia, Dasyuromorphia, Dasyuridae. Gene Ontology annotation, molecular function: phosphatidylinositol-4,5-bisphosphate 5-phosphatase activity; phosphatidylglycerophosphatase activity; protein tyrosine/serine/threonine phosphatase activity.